This is a messenger RNA of Capsicum annuum, 1008 nucleotides long. Its product is annotated as zinc finger BED domain-containing protein RICESLEEPER 2-like. Gene Ontology annotation, molecular function: protein dimerization activity; DNA binding. The transcript has 2 exons. Lineage: Eukaryota; Viridiplantae; Streptophyta; Magnoliopsida; Solanales; Solanaceae. The record is from RefSeq and is a predicted model, not a curated record. The coding region runs from base 1 to 1008 and encodes 335 amino acids.
AUGAGUUAUGUUUAUCGUGACAUUGGUUUAUCACAUUACCUUCAGUUUGUUAAGGAUGAAGAGGGAACUGUUAUCGGUGCAUUUUCGAGUGAUGACUGGGACCAUGUGAAGAAAAUUACCAAUUUUCUUCAAAUUUUUUAUGAUCUAACCAAAGAAGUAUCUGGAUCACUCUAUGUCACAUCAAAUUUACACUUUCUUAAAAUUUAUGAGGUUUCUUGUUAUUUGAAGCAGUUGAUAUCGAGUGACGAUGAUGGUGAUGAUCUUUUGGGUAAAAUUGCAUCGAAUAUGAAAGAAAAGUUUGAUAAGUAUUGGGGUAGUCCAAAGAAAAUGAAUAAGAUGAUUUUUAUUUCAUGUGUUCUGGAUCCUCGGCACAAAUUUGUUUCGGUUGGUUUUGCUCUUCAAAUGAUGUUUGGGAAAGAAGAAGGACUAAUUUUAGAGAGCGGGGUGAAAGACUACGUGAAUUUGAUGUAUGGUGAGUAUGUAAAGGCCUUUUCCAAAGAUAAAGAUAGUCAACAUUCUUUAUCUUCAUCUAGCUCUUUAUUUGAAAAUUCUAGUUCACUGCCUUCGAGUUCAAGUAGUAUUGUUCAAUCGAUAGGGUCUUUAGGGUCAUUCAUGGAUGAUCUAAUGAAACAUAAAGCUGGAAAUACAAUAACGGUUAAAACAGAAUUGCAAAAGUAUCUUGAUGAAGCAAAUGAAGGUGAAACCAAGAACUUCAACAUCUUGUCUUGGUGGAAAAUACAUUCACCCAGAUUUCCUAUUCUUGCUGAGAUGGCUCGGGAUGUGUUAUCUAUUCCCAUUUCAAGCGUGGCAUCCGAGUGUGCGUUUAGUACAGGUGGACGUAUCUUGGAUUCAUUUAGGAGUUCAUUAACGCCUAAAUUGGUGCAAACUCUAGUGUGCCUUCAAGAUUGGAUUCGGAGUGAAUCACAACCUGUUAGUACUGAGGAAGAUAUAGAUGUCCUCGAAAAGCUUGAACAAGAAUUGGUUAAUACUAGCAUUCUUGGUGAUUGA